AACCGCAUAUAAUAAUGGCUGCUCUAGUGCAAAUGGUUACGUGUAAUAGGAGGUUAAUCUAUUCCAAAAUUAUCUUUUGGUCAAGCAAAUGUAUAGACGAGAAUGUUGUACCCAAGCGGAUAACGAAUUACCGUAAGCCGUCUAUCAAGAAGAGAUCUACAAACGCGUCUAAUAUUACUGCAACUCUUUAUAUUCAACUCUUCCUGAUAUAAAGCACGGUAGAAAAGUGGGACUUAAAAGAGGUCCAUGGACACCUGAAGAAGAUCUCCGUUUAAUGAGUUAUAUCCAGGCUCAUGGCCAAGAUCGUUGGAGAUCUCUUUCCAAGAAAGCAGGACUGCUUCGAUCGGGAAAAAGCUGUAGAUUGCGAUGGGUGAAUUAUCUUCGACCUGACGUCAAACGAGGACAUAUUUUACCUGAUGAAGAAGAUUUAAUUCUCAGGCUCCAUCGACUUCUGGGAAACAGAUGGUCUUUGAUCGCGGGACGUAUACCAGGAAGGACUGAUAAUGACAUAAAAAACUAUUGGAACAGUCACCUAAGCAAAAAGCUUAUUAAGCAGGGCAUAGAUCCUCGCACACACAGACCCCUCUCUGAAUCUGAGGACAUAUGGUGGAACCCUCAAGACAGCAAUAUGCAGAAAAACAUUCUCCAAUACACUACAACACCAGAAAGUUCCGAUCCAGAAAUACAUGACAAAGAUUCAGAUUUCACAAUAGCAGAUCUUAAGGAGGACCAGAUUUGCUCUUCAAUGGCUACACCACAAAUCUCUUGCUCAGAAAGUGCACCCACCAUUUUGCCUUUCGCCAGUGAGGAGGAUACCUGUACUGAAAUGAGAAAUUCUAAUUGUUGUGAGACUCCGAAACAAUUAACAUGCAGCUGCUGGUUUCCUUAUUCUCUUCCUGCAACUCCAAUGGCAACAACUUGUGGAAAUACCAGUUCAUUUGUGUACCCUUCAUAUCUGGAAUCACUUAUCAAUGAAGAGUUUGAGUUCCCAGAGCCUACUAUUGGAUACAAUUCUGUUUCACAGCUGUUCCCAGAUCAGUCUGAGCUUCCAAGCCCUAGCUAUGAAUUCUGGUCUACACUCCACUCUCCUAGCACACAUUACCAUCCUUCCUGUUGACCUAAGAAUAUCACUGCAAUAUAUUCCCCUUUUUUUUAUGAUUAUGCAUUCUUCAUUUAACUGUUUGUAUUGUUAAAAUUAAACCUUUUGGGUAAAGUGUGGCCAUGGUUUAGGCACGUAUAUGGUUCUCACUUAAAAUGUAUAUAAGAAAAGUGUGUAGUCGUAGUUUCACUAUUCCAUAAGACUAUAAUGUGCAGCAAAUACAAUUGGCAGAAAGGUUAUAUUCAUUAUUCUUAUUUUGAGAUCAGUGUUUGUACUAAGGGA
This is a messenger RNA of Cryptomeria japonica (Japanese cedar), 1381 nucleotides long. Its product is annotated as transcription repressor MYB5. Lineage: Eukaryota; Viridiplantae; Streptophyta; Pinopsida; Cupressales; Cupressaceae. Bases 275 to 1117 code for a protein of 280 amino acids. The transcript is spliced from 4 exons. The record is from RefSeq and is a predicted model, not a curated record.